GCGGCUUUGAGCGUUUUUUGCAGUCCUGAUCCGCGUACGAUCCGUAACACAGCGCUGGACGAUCGCUGCCAGCAGCACAAAUACACGAGCGAAGAUUAAGACACGUACUGAUGGCGGACGCGGAGGAGCUGCCGCAGGCGCCAUUGACCCCGCGAGGGCAGGGCGUGAAGCACAAGGAGCAUCCUGUCCAGUCCUGCGAGGCCGACUCGGCGCGCGCCGAUCGGGCCGCGGUGAAAGCGGCGCGGCGAGGCGCGGUCCUCAUGUCGAGCGAGACGCCCGAAGCGGCGGGCUGCGUCGAAAACCUCCAGGCCUCCUUAAUUGCAGCGGGCCAGGACACGCCGCGCGCGUCCACCAAGGACACGGCGCAGAACUGGGAGCGGACGGAGCCGCCGGCCAAAACGUCCGCCAUCGUUGACGCGUUCAGGCGUCUCCGACUCACGGGGAUCGGGGGAAGUAUCGGCUAUUUAGCGGCGGCGGUCCAUAGAGGCACCUUUUGGCUGUGGCAGCGCAAACAGCUCUAUGUCGAGGAGGGCAAGGUCUGGGACGCGAUGGACAGCGAGGAGCGGCGCUUGCGCAUAUUAGCGGCGGACACAGCGUUUCAGGACGCGAAGGCCCACCUCAAGAAGGUCGAGACGCUGGGCAAGGCCAAGAUCGCGAUAUUCGACGCCGCGGACGCGGAGUUAGCUGGUUUCCGGGCGCGGUGCGUGACCUGGGCGACGGAGAAGGGCCACCCGGUCUUAUUAGUGGGCGGCGGGUCAGGGGUGCUGGCCAAGGCCCCCGUUGGCGGCAAAUAUAGAUAUAGUGUUGUAUUAGAUGAUGAUGUCGAAGGUGUGGGCGUCAAGGGCCAAGAGGUGAAGCGCACGAGGGCCCAGAUCGACGAACGGUAUGUGGCACCGACUUGCACGGAGAUGGAGAGCGGCGCGUGCGGCAAGGUCGGCGUGAGAAUCACAUCAGUCACUGUGACGCGGGACGGCCUCGAAGACUUUGGCCUGCGGUUGGUGGCGGCGCGAGCGAACGCCGAGACGACGGCCUACGCGGCGGCCUACGCGGAGGUCGCCGCCGAGAACUACGACGGGGGGCACGACGCGUUCGCGGCGAGGUGCGCGGCGGCGAAGACGCGCACGGAGGUGCUGGUCGAGGUUUAUGAGCGCUCCCUGGCUUUGUCGUGUAUCCCAAAAGCCGAGAUUUCUUGGCAUCGCUGCCAGUUGAUCGCGGAUGAGGCUGGGCCCGGUUAUACCCAGCCAUCGGGGAAGUACCAGUACUGGCCCACCGUGAUUAUGAAAGACGUCGAGGACGAGCUCGACGAGCAGCCGCCCGAAGAACGCCUGGCCGACCUCUUUCGCCGCCGCAAGUUAGCUUUACAAAGGCCCAAGCCCACGGAAGAGCUCGAGCUCUUCAACGAGCAGAAGGCCGCGGCGGCGUCGGAAACGUUGAACUACAAGCUCAAGGUCCCUUGCUUUAACCAGGCGAAUUGGGACGAGGCCGAGCGCGCCUUCAACGUCGCCGAGGCCGCGCGGAAAGGGAAGCGGCACGCCGUCGCCUCGGCGCGCUGGCGCCUGCCUUUGGAUCCGAGCAUGAAGCUCGCGCCCCCCGCCAACGCCCUGCGCAAGUGCAAGAAGUACCUCGUCCUGACCGACGAGGUCGAAUUUGAGGAGCUCGGGGAGCUCGUCAAGAGCCUGGAGCACGGCGCGAAGAUCCACCCUCACCAGUUCCCUGUGUCUUAGGUCCGGGAGAUAAGAGUGUUCUUUAAAGCACGUAGCGAGCAGCGGACCGCCGACGACGCCCGGGCAGCGGCGCGCGCCGUCGUCAAUAGUGAUAUGGACAGCAUCGACCCCGCCGGCCUUUCGCUCGUCGCGCCCGAGCUCGUGCGGUACCUGCAAACGCGUGGGUUCCCCGCAAACCUGAAGAGUUAGUAGCCUA
Pelagomonas calceolata is the source of this 1920-nucleotide messenger RNA. Lineage: Eukaryota; Pelagophyceae; Pelagomonadales; Pelagomonadaceae. The record is from the annotation of a GenBank genome assembly.